Messenger RNA from Solenopsis invicta (red fire ant), 7896 nucleotides. It is a transcript of the gene Chc, whose product is annotated as clathrin heavy chain. The transcript is spliced from 9 exons. The record is from RefSeq and is a predicted model, not a curated record. Gene Ontology annotation, biological process: receptor-mediated endocytosis; intracellular protein transport. Lineage: Eukaryota; Metazoa; Arthropoda; Insecta; Hymenoptera; Formicidae. The coding region runs from base 529 to 5559 and encodes 1676 amino acids. Gene Ontology annotation, molecular function: structural molecule activity; clathrin light chain binding. Gene Ontology annotation, cellular component: clathrin coat of coated pit; clathrin coat of trans-Golgi network vesicle; clathrin-coated endocytic vesicle.
UGCUUGUAUUCUUCCGCUGGUGUCGGGGCGCUCGCGCCGUUCUCGCCAUCUCUCUCACUCUCCGCUAACGUCAUCGCGAUCGUUGGCGCCGAUCGCCCAGACGAAAGAACUUUCCUGGCGACGUCAUUUCUCAGCGAUCUUGAUCGUCAACCCCGCGACCGCGGCUUCGAACAUUUCUUCGCGCGGCGACGACUUCCACGAGGAGUACCCUCGUACGCGGGAACUAUUUCGAGAUAGAGGGGCGGCGUUGGCGGCCAUGAUGGGUGUCAGCGGCGAGUAGCGACGUUACGCUCGCUCGCUCCUCCGUCGUCAGUCCGGUUUCGCGCUUCGUCGAAUUGAUGCCGAGUACCUCGGGGUGGGACAGAGAGGCGCACACGACGACCGGGAACAGAUCCGUAGGUAAGGGAGCACGGUUGGAUAGCGCGAUCUCGGCCGAUCGCGCACGGGGCUAGAUCCGUGACACGCUAAGGGACCGCGGCUGGGAAGCCUCUCUUCAAGCUGGAGGACUCGUCGAAUACCUCUGCGAAAAUGACGCAGCUACUACCCAUAAGGUUCCAGGAACACCUGCAGCUUACAGCUGUGGGAAUUAACGCCAGUAAUGUCAGCUUCAAUACCCUCACCAUGGAGUCUGACAAAUUUAUUUGCGUUAGAGAGAAAGUUGGCGACACUGCCCAGGUAGUGAUCAUCGAUAUGAAUGAUUCCGCCAAUCCCAUCAGAAGACCGAUAUCUGCUGAUUCUGCAAUUAUGAAUCCUGCUAGUAAAGUCAUUGCUCUCAAAGCUAUGAAGACACUUCAGAUCUUCAACAUUGAAAUGAAAUCAAAGAUGAAGGCUCACACAAUGACUGAGGACGUGGUUUUUUGGAAAUGGAUAUCGCUGAACACGCUGGCAUUAGUGACCGAGACCGCGGUGUAUCAUUGGUCCAUGGAGGGCGAUUCAACGCCGAACAAAAUGUUUGAACGUCACUCGUCGUUAAACGGCUGCCAGAUUAUUAAUUACAGAACAGAUCCGAAGCAGACGUGGUUGCUACUGAUCGGUAUCUCGGCGCAGCAUAACAGAGUGGUCGGCGCCAUGCAGCUUUACUCCGUGGAACGGAAAUGUUCGCAACCGAUCGAGGGACACGCCGCCUCCUUUGCUCAGUUCAAGAUGGAGGGAAACGGGGAACCCAGUAAUCUGUUUUGUUUCGCCGUUAGGACGGUCCAGGGCGCGAAGCUUCAUAUCAUCGAAGUUGGUCAGCCGCCCUCCGGCAAUCAUCCGUUUCCUAAAAAAGCGGUGGACGUGUUCUUUCCACCCGAGGCCGGAAACGACUUUCCCGUCGCUAUGCAAGUUAGCUCCAAGUACGACGUUAUAUAUUUAAUCACGAAAUACGGUUAUAUACAUAUGUACGAUAUCGAGUCCGCAACCUGUAUAUUUAUGAAUCGUAUCUCGGGAGAGACGAUCUUUGUCACCGCCCCGCACGAAGCAUCUGGCGGUAUAAUAGGAGUAAAUCGGAAGGGCCAAGUAUUGUCCGUCUCCGUGGACGAGGAGAACAUAAUUCCAUACAUCAACGGAGUGCUGCAAAAUUCAGAAUUGGCGCUGAGAAUGGCCGUGAGAAACAAUCUGUCAGGCGCGGAAGACUUGUUCGUAAGGAAAUUUAAUAUGCUCUUCCAAAACGGUCAGUACGCAGAGGCGGCGAAGGUCGCGGCUAACGCUCCCAAAGGAAUACUCAGAACGCCCGCCACUAUUCAGCGGUUUCAACAGGUUCCUGCUACUCAGGGCCAAACGUCUCCUCUUCUACAGUAUUUCGGCAUUCUUCUAGAUCAGGGACAGUUGAAUAAAUAUGAAUCAUUGGAGCUGUGCCGACCGGUAUUGGUUCAAGGACGUAAACAACUGUUAGAGAAGUGGUUAAAGGAGGAUAAGCUGGAGUGUAGCGAGGAAUUGGGGGAUCUGGUAAAGCAGGCAGAUCCCACGUUGGCACUCAGCGUUUAUUUGAGAGCCAAUGUCCCCAACAAGGUCAUCCAAUGCUUCGCAGAGACAGGCCAAUUUCAAAAGAUCGUGUUGUAUGCCAAAAAAGUCUCGUAUACGCCCGACUAUAUAUUCCUCUUGCGAAAUGUUAUGAGGAUUAAUCCCGAUCAAGGAGUGGCGUUUGCACAAAUGCUGGUUCAGGAUGAUGAACCAUUGGCAGAUAUCAAUCAGAUUGUUGAUAUAUUUAUGGAGCAAAACAUGGUACAGCAAUGUACGGCGUUCCUGCUGGACGCGCUCAAGAACAAUCGGCCGAGCGAGGGUGCCUUACAAACUCGACUCUUAGAAAUGAAUUUAAUGUCCGCCCCGCAGGUGGCUGACGCUAUAUUGGGCAAUCAAAUGUUUACUCAUUACGACAGAGCUCACGUCGCGCAAUUGUGCGAGAAGGCUGGCUUGUUGCAACGUGCUCUCGAGCACUACACAGAUUUGUAUGACAUUAAAAGAGCAGUGGUACAUACACAUUUGCUCUCACCCGACUGGCUCGUAGGUUUCUUCGGCACUCUAUCUGUGGAAGAUUCCCUCGAAUGCUUGAAGGCCAUGUUGACGGCCAACAUACGGCAGAACUUGCAAAUCUGCAUACAGAUCGCGACCAAAUAUCACGAGCAAUUAACAACUAAGGCGCUGAUAGAUCUAUUCGAGAGUUUCAAGUCUUACGAAGGCCUGUUCUACUUUUUGGGAUCUAUUGUAAAUUUCAGCCAGGAUCAAGAGGUACAUUUCAAGUAUAUCCAGGCGGCGUGCAAAACUGGCCAGAUCAAAGAAGUGGAGCGUAUAUGCCGGGAGAGCAACUGUUAUAAUCCAGAACGCGUAAAGAAUUUUUUGAAAGAAGCGAAGCUAUCUGAUCAGUUGCCUUUAAUAAUCGUGUGCGACCGAUUCGACUUUGUUCACGAUCUCGUUCUCUAUCUAUAUCGUAAUAACUUGCAGAAAUACAUCGAGAUUUAUGUUCAGAAGGUAAAUCCAUCGCGUCUACCGGUUGUCGUAGGUGGUCUUCUGGACGUUGACUGCUCAGAAGAUAUCAUAAAAAAUCUAAUACUGGUGGUGCGCGGACAAUUCUCCACUGACGAACUGGUCGAAGAGGUAGAAAAGAGAAAUCGGUUGAAGUUGUUGCUGCCAUGGUUGGAGUCUCGCGUUCAUGAGGGUUGCGUGGAGCCGGCUACGCACAACGCGCUUGCGAAGAUCUACAUUGACAGCAAUAAUAAUCCUGAGAGAUUUCUCAAGGAGAAUCAGUUCUAUGACAGUAGAGUUGUCGGCAAGUAUUGCGAGAAACGCGAUCCCCAUUUGGCUUGCAUCGCGUACGAGCGUGGUCAGUGUGACCGCGAGCUGAUAAGCGUGUGCAAUGAGAACAGCCUAUUCAAGAGCGAGGCCAGAUAUUUGGUUAGACGUAGAGAUCCUGACCUUUGGGCAGAAGUACUGUUGGAGAGCAAUCCGUAUAAGCGACCGUUAAUUGAUCAGGUUGUUCAAACGGCGUUAUCCGAGACGCAAGAUCCGGAAGAUAUUUCGGUUACUGUCAAGGCUUUCAUGACGGCUGACUUGCCUAACGAGCUUAUCGAGCUUCUUGAGAAGAUAGUACUGGAUAGCAGCGUAUUUAGUGAUCAUCGUAAUUUGCAGAAUCUCUUGAUACUAACAGCCAUCAAAGCCGAUCGCACACGCGUCAUGGAAUAUAUUAACCGCUUGGAUAAUUACGAUGCCCCGGAUAUCGCCAACAUCGCUAUUAAUAAUGAACUUUACGAGGAGGCUUUUGCAAUCUUCAAAAAGUUUGACGUUAAUACAUCAGCUAUCCAGGUUCUAAUUGAACAAGUCGGCAACUUGGACAGGGCUUAUGAAUUUGCAGAAAGAUGCAACGAGCCGCCGGUAUGGUCACAGCUCGCCAGGGCUCAGCUGCAACAGGGUCUGGUUAAAGAAUCGAUCGACAGCUUUAUCAAAGCGGACGAUCCGUCCGCGUUCCUGGACGUAGUGGAAACCGCGCAUCGGACUUCGCAUUGGGAAGAUUUAGUCCGCUAUCUCCAAAUGGCCCGUAAGAAAGCACGCGAAUCCUUCAUCGAAAGCGAAUUGAUAUACGCGUACGCGCGGACUAACAGGCUCGCGGAUCUCGAAGAGUUUAUAUCUGGCCCUAAUCACGCCGAUAUACAAAAGAUUGGCGAUCGAUGUUUCGACGAUAAAAUGUUUGACGCCGCGAAGCUUCUUUACAAUAAUGUAUCGAACUUUGCGCGUCUGGCCAUAACGUUGGUUCACCUGAAAGAAUUUCAAGGUGCCGUUGAUAGCGCGCGCAAAGCUAACUCGACGCGCACCUGGAAGGAAGUUUGUUUCGCCUGCGUGGAUAGCGGUGAAUUUCGCUUAGCCCAAAUGUGCGGUCUGCACAUAGUCGUGCAUGCGGACGAGCUCGAGGAUCUCAUCAAUUAUUACCAAGAUCGCGGGCAUUUUGAGGAACUCAUUAAUCUUCUCGAAGCUGCUUUAGGACUCGAGCGAGCUCACAUGGGAAUGUUCACCGAGCUAGCUAUUCUCUAUAGUAAAUACAAGCCUCAACGAAUGAGAGAACAUUUGGAACUCUUCUGGUCACGCGUUAAUAUACCGAAGGUGCUACGUGCAGCGGAACAAGCGCAUUUGUGGGCCGAGUUGGUGUUUCUUUAUGAUAAGUACGAGGAAUAUGAUAAUGCAGUCCUUGCGAUGAUGCAACAUCCUACUGAAGCUUGGCGAGAGGGUCACUUCAAAGACGUAAUCACUAAAGUCGCAAACGUCGAGCUCUACUAUAAGGCUAUACAAUUUUAUGUGGAAUAUAAACCCCUUCUUCUGAACGAUAUAUUGCUCGUACUUGCUCCACGCAUGGAUCAUACUAGAUCAGUGGCGUAUUUCACGCGAACUAACCAUCUGCAACUAGUGAAACCGUAUUUGAGAUCGGUCCAGGCUCUCAACAAUAAAGCUAUCAACGAAGCCUUAAACGGCUUGCUGAUCGACGAAGAGGAUUAUCAAGGUCUCCGAACGUCGAUCGACGCGUUCGAUAAUUUUGAUAAUAUCGCUUUAGCGCAGCAGCUCGAAAAACAUGAAUUGAUCGAGUUCAGGAGAAUCGCCGCAUACUUAUACAAGGGAAAUAACAGAUGGAAGCAAUCCGUCGAGCUUUGCAAGAAGGAUCGAUUAUUCAGGGACGCCAUGGAAUACGCGGCGGAAUCACGGAAUGCAGAAGUCGCCGAAGAGUUACUUGAAUGGUUUUUGGAGAGAGGUUCCAAGGAUUGCUUUGCAGCAUGCCUAUUUCAUUGUUACGAUUUACUUCAUCCGGACGUCAUCUUGGAGCUUGCAUGGAGACAUCGCAUUUUACAUUUCGCAAUGCCGUAUCUUAUACAAGUCGCAAGAGAAUAUAUCACUAAGGUCGAUAAAUUAGAAGAGGCCGAAAGCCGACGCAUCGAAGAAACUGAUCAUCAGGAACAUAAGCCUAUGAUUAUGCCGGAACCUCAGCUAAUGCUGACUGCAGGGCCAGGAAUGAUGGCACCUGGCUACGCGCCUCAAAACGUAUACGGUACACCCGCACAAGUGUACGCGUCCACCGCAGCCUACCAAGGUUACGGUAUGUGAAAUACAUUUAAGGAGACAGAUCAACAAAGUCUACUUUUCUAUAAAGUUUAGGUAGAAUGAGAUUGUUUUGUUAGCUUAAUAUUGUCGAAGCGAAUGCGAACGAAUAUCAUUAGAAAAUGAUAAAUUGCCACAUUUAGAUCAUGAUAAUAGUGUAAAGAAUAGCGAAAUGCAUUAAGGAAAGGCAUUAAUACGCUAUCACACGCUACCUAAAUGUGAAUCUGUAAUUUAUAGGAGAAACGAUAUUAUAUUUCAUGGUUUAAAUAGCUGUUCAACGCGGACUUGCGUGAAAAACAUUAUUUAAAGAAUUAUGUUAUUUAAAAGAAAGAUUAUAAAACGGAAAAAAUAAUUUUCUUUUUCUUUUUUUUUAAUGCAACUUACUGAGAUUUUUUAAUUGAAUUAUCAUUGCAAUCAGUAAAAAAAAUAUAGAUACGUUGUAUAAACAAAGUAUAAUUUCCCUGUCUUGUACUAGCACAUAUAUAUGUGUGCGUCUACGUGCCUUUCUUUUGGGCUACUAACAGGAAGCAAGCUUUUUUGAGCAAUAUCGUAAUUCGGAAGCAAAAUCAACUGUAGAUCACAAUUACAUAUAUCGUAAUUUCUGUACAGAUUACCCAGUUACUUGCUUUUCGGCAAAAUUUUUUUCAAUCUCUUUCAUCACGUAUGUAAACGUGUUUUGAUACACACGUUUCUCUUUUCUUUACUUUUGAAAAAUGUUAACAUCGUUCAAGAUAUACACUCUUGAAACAUUUUAGCGUGUGAUGAAUCACAGGGAAAAUAGAGCCCUUGCAAAAUUGAAAUGUAAUAAGAGUAUCUUUUAGAUCGGGGUAGAUCGCGUAUCGUUAUAUCAGUAUUAUAACGACAAGAUCAAGAUGGAAGAAAAAAAACUGUAGACACAUCAGAACAUGUUCGGCGUAUCUAUAAUAACAUAUACAUCGUUCUAGAUCUACCUGUAUGUACAUUUGCUUGAACAUAAUACAAUGAUACAUGUUCGCCAAGCUAGCUUGAUUUGCGUAAAUGAAUGAAUCAUCAAAUAAAUUAUAGAUACUGAAACAGACGACAAGAUCUUUAUUGUCUCAUUAAUGUACUGAAAAUGCAUAAAGUAGUUUGCCCGAGUUUUUCGCUCAAUCUGCGCAUCAUGUAUCAUGCUUUUUAACCUUUCGCUAUUCAUUGCGCAAGAAGAUCAAUUAUGGAUAACUAGAGUUCGGAGAAGACAUUAAAGAUAAUUUGAUAAUAAAGUCCACAGCACGAUCGUCCACUGAUCACAUCGUUUAUACCGUAGUUUUGGUAAUAUUUUCUACUCGUUUUCUCCCACAUAUAACGUGUGUGCAUAAUGUUACUCAAAGUUAUUGAUCGUUAAUCAUUUAUAUAGCUUGUUACAGACUACGCCUAAAUUAUACAAAUAUUAAGAUAAAUUAGAUCACAAUAUUUCUAGAAAAAACCAUGUUUUGUUAAACUUAUGUUUCUUUUUUCCUUUAAAAAUAUUUAUGUCGCAUGUAUAAAGUGCUACGCAUCGAUGCAUCAGGAUCAAUAUAUACGACAAGCAACAAAGAAAAAAAAAAGAUUUUAAUUUUGUAGUACAUCUUACCUUUAACAUUCCUAAAUAUAAGCUAUCAUUCUCGCGUAAAUUAAUAUCACACUAGUGAUAUCUCGGUUUCUUUUUAUUACAUCCUAAGAUGUAGCGGAUUGUAGUAUGUAGUUUUUUAUUUAGAAGUGCGCGAAGAGCGAAAGUUUAUAUCGGCGAAGAGGUCACGUUACUAUUAUGCCCAAGUAAAAAAAAAAUUGUAUCACGUAAUAACGAAGGAGCGAACGUGCGCAUAGUUCGUUUGUCUCGUUUUCUAUCGUCUUCUUUAUCGCGCAAUACUUUUAUUUAUUUAUUUUUUUUGGUACUCCACAGUUGAUCUUGCAGUGAUCCAGCUGUAUAUAUUACAUGUUAAAAACGUUAUGUCGAAAGAGGAGGAAAAGGAGGUCAGUAACAUGCCCUGGUACUAUAUUUCACUUCGAUCUUAGCGAAUAAAAUUGUAGAAAUUGAUAAACAAAUAUAGUUGUUGUACUAAUUGAAGAUAAUUAUCAUUGUAUCAGUGUCAUGUUUGACCACUGUGGUUUUAAUGGAACAUGGGUGAACACACUUCCAAAACAAUAAACAUUGUUCAAUAGUUAUGCACACCUUUCCAUAUAAACACAUGACACAAAGAGAUUUACACAUAUACAUAUACAUUAUAUAUAUAUAAAUAUAAUGCUAUAUUAUAUAUAUAAGACUAUAUAUAUACUGUACCAUGUAAGUAGUAAAUAUACAUUUACCAAUCCUGUAAUUGUAAUAUCCUAUGAUAAUAAUCUACAAAA